Molecule: messenger RNA, 2011 nt
Organism: Orbicella faveolata
Lineage: Eukaryota; Metazoa; Cnidaria; Anthozoa; Scleractinia; Merulinidae
Product: PR domain zinc finger protein 14-like
Biological process (GO): regulation of transcription by RNA polymerase II
Cellular component (GO): nucleus
Molecular function (GO): DNA-binding transcription factor activity, RNA polymerase II-specific; protein binding
Source: RefSeq, a predicted model, not a curated record
AUCAACUGAGAAAGCAAAAAUCAAUGCCGGUAGGAGGUGUGGCUUUGCCGAAAGACAUCAAUAAUGACAGUGAAAUUUUAAACAAAACGAGAGACAGAUCCGAGAAACACAUCCCAGAAACACUUUAUUGGAAUACGCAUGCGCGCGGGGUGUAUAAAUUGGUGCGCGAAGAUAGCCCGCGGGUAAAGCAAGAGUAGUGAGUGUGUCGUGUGCAGUUAGAGACGGUCCGCCUCCUACCAGCUGCAGCCUCCAGUCGGCAUUAACAACUAGCUCAAAAAUAAUAACUCGACCAGUUCAAGCAAGCGAGCACGGGUUGCUCGCUGAAUCGGACACUACUCUAACUCAAACUCUGCGUGAAUGGAAUUUUUUUAGUAUUUCCACCGUAAAACAGAUUACAUUUCAAGUCGAGAUGCACAGGGAAGGCGACAUAAGCCAGGAAAGCAGUGAAUCUGCUGCAAACAACAUACCAGUCACUGGGGAAUUUACCCCAGAAGAUCUGAACUUUUCACUUUUCGGUUACUUUACUUCCAAGGAUAAAAACAUCGGAGUCAACCGUUCCUCUCAAGAUAAGGCUUGCAAUGGUCCAGGAGUUCGGUUUAUAUGCGGACCAGCUGUCCCGCUUAAGGUUGAGCUUCCCUCUCAGCUGCCAGAGGGUCUUCAGCUCAUCGGAGCAACUCUCAGUACAGACACCCAUCAUGCUGUACUCUGCUCUCAACCAUUCAUUAGCAAGGGAACACGGUUUGGUCCUUACGAAGGAAGAGUUGUAGAACCAUCAGAAAUAGGAAACAGACAGGACACCGCCUUCAUGUGGGAGGUGUUCAGUGAAAACGGCAGCCUCAACCAUUACAUUGAUGGACAAAGCGAAACAGAAAACUGGAUGAAGUUUGUUAACUGUGCAAGACAUGGCGACGAGCAAAACCUGACUUUAGUUCAAGAUGGCCACCAGUUGUUUUAUCAAUGCUGUAAAGAUAUAUUCAUGGGUGAAGAACUCUUGGUUUGGUACGGAAAAUGUUACACUUUAUCAAUGGGGAUUCCCACUGGACUUAACGUUGUUGAUGUGAAGGAGGACGUGAUACCAGUAAAUGAGUUAACAGGCCCACCAGCAGACUACUCGUGUGAACGGUGUGGUAAAGUAUUUGCCUACAAAUAUUACCGAGACCGCCACCUUAAAUACACGCGUUGUGUCGAUCAAGGAGACCGGAAGUUCCCCUGUACAGUGUGUAACCGCUCCUUUGACAAGCGGGAUCGCCUUCGUAUCCACAUUCUUCACGUGCACGAGAAACACCGCCCUCACCAGUGCACAGUGUGUGGUAAACGCUUCUCUCAGUCAUCCAGUCUCAACAAACACAUGCGAGUACACAGUGGUGAAAGACCUUACAAGUGUCCGCAUUGUGUCAAGGCCUUCACUGCUUCUUCCAUUCUACGGACGCACAUCCGUCAGCACAGCGGGGAAAAGCCCUUCAAGUGCAGGCACUGCGAGCGUGCAUUCGCAUCACACGCAGCACAUGACAGCCACGUGCGUCGCACGCACACAAAAGAGAAGCCAUGCGUGUGUGAAUACUGUGGAAAGGCGUUCGCGCAGUCUUACGAACUGAAGUUUCAUAUCAACAUGCACACGGGAGCCAAACCUUACACGUGUGAGAAAUGUGGUAGAGCGUUUUCGAGUCCUUCGUCACGUGACCGACACCGUGCCAAUUUUGACUGCAUUACGAGAAAGAAUCGUGCUCCUAAAGUCAUGCGUAAAAACCAAGUGAAUGUUAAAAGUGUAGCUUGAAGUGUUGUUAUCAAAUGUUAGCUUCUUUCUUGCUUUGGCCACGGUAUGUGCUGCUACUCCAUGUUAUAUAUUUAAUAAAAGUACGUUAUCAUGCUCGGCCUAUAAUAAUCCAAUAGUGCAAAAAACAACGCUGAAUUGAGCUCUGGAUGCUCAGUGUUUCUCAUCUGUGGACAAAAUUAAAACACCUUGAAUAAGUUAUCUUUUAAAAAUAUUUACAUUAAACAUGUUUCAAACAAA